UUGCUUCCAAAACUUGGAGAAACUUGGAUGAGGCCAUUGCCUAUUAAAAAACAGAUGAGAAUCCUCUAUGCUCCUUUAACUUGGAGAUAUUGAUUUGCAGAGUAAACUGCAGAGAUCCUUUUCAGGAGGAGAACAUGAACCUAUAAUUGACAACUCCGCGGAACCAGUGCUCCUUGAAUCAGGCCUGUUCCUGCAGUACAUUACAGCCAUCUGAGUCGGUCUUGCCAUGAGAAGGAAGCUGGAAUAUGACUCUCUAAGGAAUGAUGCUAGUUUGUAGGUGAGCUUUCUUUUCAUACAAGUCAAGCAGCCAUUGGCAAUUCUGAUUAUUUGGCCACUGCCGUGCAAUUCCUUGAAGGUACUAUUUUUCGCUGCUAGUUGACAGCCUUCAUGAACAAGUAACAAUUGCCAUUAUUUCACAGCCCAUCCGACAAUAGUGACUUGUGAGCUCAGGGUAACAUCUGAAAACAAAUCCAAGAGAUAUGUGCUCCCUGGAGAAGCGAGGCAGCGUCUUUAUACUGACCCUAACCGGCAACGAUGACCACCGGUUAAACCCGACGCUCAUCGACUCCAUCCGGGCCGCGCUCCAGCAAGUCAAAGCCAAAUCUACUGGCCCCUCGGCCCUGAUAACCACGGCCCAAGGUAAGUAUUUCUCCAACGGCUACGACCUUAAGUGGGCCGCAAGCAAUGUCGGCGGCGCACAGCUCAUGUCCUCCAAGCUUCGUUCUCUCGUUUCCGAACUAAUCACUCUGCCCAUGCCCACCAUCGCCGCUAUCACCGGCCACGCCUCCGCAGCCGGCUUCGUCUUGGCGCUGUGUCACGACUACCAUCUAAUGCGAAAGGAUCGAGGGUUUCUCUACGUGAGCGAGCUGGAUAUCGGAUACAAGGUUCCUCUCUGGUUUGCGGCUUUGAUAAAGAGCAAAGUUGGCUCGCCAAAGGCACGGCGGGAGAUGAUAAUGAAAGCGGCUAAGCUGACAGCUGAGAUGGCUCUGGAGAGGGGCAUUAUCGACUCGGCGCAUGAUGGCGCGGAGGAGACGGUUGACGCUGCCGUGAAACUCGGGGAGGAGUUGGUGAGAAGGAAGUGGAGUGGACACGUGUACGCUCAGAAUAGGACGGCUGUGCUGGAUGAGGUGUUGAGUACGCUUGGAUUUGACGAAACCGUGGGUGAUUAUGGGAGCUCAACCAAGACUUUUUCAAGACUCUGAGAUAUUCCUUUGUAAUAAUCCUACUCUAUAAAAAAAAAAAAAAAGAGUCAUGUUUGUUCGUUUGUCUUUUUCAUGUUUAAUUUUAAUAGUAUUGGUUUUUGGAAAAUGAGGUGGAAAUUGUGAAAGGAGGAAUACUAGUUGGGGUGGAUUAGGGGCAGGAGCAAUUAUGUUCUAGGUGCUGUCGUCCUUGUUAAAUUGUACUAGCGUACGAGUUCUUUACAAAAUAAUGUAAGGCGUGAUUGAUUCGUGCAA
Coffea arabica (coffee) is the source of this 1454-nucleotide messenger RNA. Its product is annotated as enoyl-CoA delta isomerase 1, peroxisomal-like. NCBI's taxonomy places the organism in Eukaryota, Viridiplantae, Streptophyta, Magnoliopsida, Gentianales, Rubiaceae. Gene Ontology annotation, molecular function: delta(3)-delta(2)-enoyl-CoA isomerase activity. Gene Ontology annotation, biological process: fatty acid beta-oxidation. Gene Ontology annotation, cellular component: peroxisome. The record is from RefSeq and is a predicted model, not a curated record.